Varanus komodoensis (Komodo dragon) is the source of this 1030-nucleotide messenger RNA. Its product is annotated as histone H2B.4-like. NCBI's taxonomy places the organism in Eukaryota, Metazoa, Chordata, Lepidosauria, Squamata, Varanidae. Gene Ontology annotation, molecular function: protein heterodimerization activity. The record is from RefSeq and is a predicted model, not a curated record. The coding region runs from base 572 to 1030 and encodes 152 amino acids. The transcript has a single exon.
CUGUAGUGCCUGUUUUAGAAUAAAAUCUUUAGACUUUAAUCCACCUGUGUGCACAUUGCUUCUAGAUCUAAAAAGAACCUUUUGUCCUUGGCAAAACAAGGUUAUUUCCAGCUUCCUCUUCAUGGAAACUAGGAGGCAGUAAGAGUUUACCAUGAGUAAAACGAAGCAUACUCCAACCUGGUCUGAAUUGCAGGACAAAUGGGUACAAUUCUUGGCAUCAAAACCUGCUUUACAUAUUGUUAUUCAUUCUGUUUCGUUUGUUUCAUUUCAAUACCAGCCCAUAGCCAACACUUUGGUAUGGAAAUUAUGGCAAUGAACGUGCCAGCCGGGCCUUAGGGCCACAGAGUUUAUGGAACAUAAAAGUAUCUGUAUUUGAUUGACAAGUGCAUCCAACUAGCUUACAGGUCAUAGUCACAGUCAGCAUAACAAUGGUUCCUUGGCUACAGUGAAGGCAGAACUACCCAAUCAGCGUGAGCCAUAUAGGUUGUCUAUAAGUGCCGUUGUCUAUAAGUGGUAGUGCCAGAGCAAAGUCUGGCGACAUUUGAGGCAGGGGCUUGAGGAGAAAAGGACCAUGGCUGCCAAAGGGCAAGGCAGAAAGAAGAGCAGGGAUGUGAAGAGGAGGAAGAUCCAGACGAAGCAUCAACAGAUCAGACGGAAGCAGAAGAAGCUGCAGCCUCGGAAGCAGAAGAAGCACCAGUCUCGUCCUAAUAAGCGUCAGGUGAAGCGGAGAGCUGCCAAAAAGGCAGCGCGCAGCAAGCAGGAGAGGAAGAUCUGCUCCCCGCGGCUCUUUGCCUCCAAGAUCCUGCGGCAGAUGCCCAAGGUGCGCAUGGAGGCCAAGGCCAGGGGCCUGGUGAAGAGCUUGUUGACGGACCUGUACCAGCAGGUGGCCACUGAGGUGGAGGCCUUGAGCCAGAAGGAGGAGUCGCCCCCCAUCAGCUGCACCGAUGUGCAGAACGCCCUGAAGGGGGCCAUGGAGAAGGAGCUGGCCAAGCACACGGCGGCCGAGCCCAUCAGCAGCGAGUGUGCGUAG